GGUUACGUUUAAACGACAUAUUUAAAAUCAGCAUUAAAAACUGACAACACAGGAAUAAUAAAUUGUGCUUGUUUGCCUCAUGUUACGCGAAAAAACGCGAUUUUCCCGUGUUUAUAGCUAAUGCGCAUGCGCAUUCUCGAGAUGAUUGACAGUCGAUGUCAUCACCUAAAAGGUAAUUGGCUCUUUUACCUGUAAGGCGGGAUUUCAUUUCUACAUCCGUUGACCGUUGGGCACUCAGAGCUCCUUGGUUGGGGCGUUCCAAUUUCUCCCAUUCAUUUUAAUAGAAGUGGCACGUCUCUGCUAAAUCCUCUCUGGCGAAACUCAUCAAUCACCUGGAAUGGUGCUUUUGUCGCUAGGCAACGUGGACGCCGUCGCGCACCUGCUGCAUUGCGGCACCGGAAAUACACGACACAACAGAACGAGAGAAAGCAGGGAAAUGUGGAUAUAAUCCUCUGUCUUGCGUAGACCUUGAACAGUUUUAUAAGCUCUUUUUUAGGCUUUGGUCAUGGCUGAUUGAGUGGUUAGGCCGACCGUCAAAUCUCGACAGACAGACAGCAGAGGUUUAAAGCGUGGGAGGAGGUGUUCCGGCACGGAGACUGCAGCGCAUCAUCAUCAUGGCACAGGCGCUUGGAACAGUGUGUGUGCAUGCGGCAUUACUCUCUCUUCCAUCUCUGGCAUUUUAACAAGAGCUGCUUCUGCAAGAGAGGAAACAAGGAUUUGGACAGUCAUGCUCAAAGUUGCAAAUAUCAAGCUUGUAAAGUCUGACCAGUUCCUUUAUUAUUAUUAUUAUUAUUAUUAUUCGUAUAUGCUAUGUGAAUGUGAACUUUACUCGCAUCCCGGACAAACGUCGUGAAUCAGAGCAUCUCCGUUGAUGUUAUUUAAACCACCCAAGCCGCUAGCAGCACCGCUCAGCUGGUAUGAAAGAAGAGCAUCACUACCAGAGAAAACAACGCGUAAAUCUGAAAGAGGAAAUGAAUCGUCUUUGCUCUGUUAAUAAUAACUUCCCAUAUGAUAACAACCUUCUUGUGCUGGAUAUGGUCCUGAGCUCACUUUGGGCAACGCCUCAGCCAAUUAAUUGGGAGAAUGUUGCCAAGUUGGUGCCUGGGUUCACACCUAAAGAGAUGGUGUGGCUUGGUACCAAGCUGUAUCCACUGCAGACAAGCUUUGCCUCUUUCAUGUUUGCAGUGUGCACAAAGGUUUGAAGAGCUGAAGACUACAGGCAGUUUGCCUCACGUCGAUGACCAGUGUAACCCACUGACCAGAGCGGCAGGCUCUCCAUCUGAACCCUUUCCCUCUUACAUAAAAUCCAAACUACUGGACAUUACUGGAGAGACAGGGGAGCCACAGUCCAAUCAGGGCACUCUCCCAGUGUCAGGCCUCACUGUUAUCACUAAUGGUCAAGGAGGCUGUGCAGAAAGUGAGAGGACAGAUCCUGCAGAGAAUGUUGAGGGGACAGAAGAGGGUAAAAGGCCCAACAUGGUAAUCCACGUGUGUGAUGAGGCAAAGAACCUGAAGCAGGACUUUGUGUGUCCAAGAAACCUGCUGGUGAGAGAGAUGCGAUACUUUGAAGAGUAUCUGUCUGUGGACCCACAGCGCUGGGACGAGGUGGACAUUUCUGUCCACUGUGACAUUCAGAUCUUCGACUGGCUCAUGAACUACGUCAGGAGUCAUGACACCGAACAUUCACAUGGAAAACACCCUGACAAGCCCAAAUUGGAGCACAGCAAUGUCAUCUCAAUCCUGAUCUCCUCCGAGUUCUUGAAGAUGGAAACUUUAGUUGAGGAGUGUAUCCAGUAUUGUCACAAACACAUGUGUGCCAUUAUAGCAACGCCAUGCAAUAUGAACUGCAUCAACAACAAACUGGCCGGACGCAUCGCUGAUCUGUUCAGCCACAAUGAGGCAGACGACCUCAAGGACAAAAAAGACAAAUUCAAAAGCAAACUGUUUCAGAAGAAGAUUGAGAGAUUGUUUGAUCCUGAUUAUCAGAAUCACGACUCUCCUGGCAACGCAUCUACUAUGUACAGAUGUGGACUAUGCCUUAAGCUUCUAACCAAAGAAACGGAGAGAAAAAUCCCUUGUGUUCCAAACAAAAUCAACAUAGACACCCGAGGGAACAUUAUAUUCAGUCACACCAGACAUAAGGCAUGGGAGGUACAUGAGUAUGUAAAUGGACUUUAUGAAGAGUUGAAGUCCUGGGUGCUGGUCUACUGGAGGAUCUGGGGCACCAUCAAUUUCCUCACCUGCACAUGUUGCAAACGGGCAUUCCUGUGUACAGAGUUGGGCCAGUGUAAGUACCACCCAGAGGCAGUUGUGUAUCCUGGUAUCGGGGCAGAUCAAAAAUGGCACGGCAUAGGUCAUUACCCCUGCUGUAACCAGAGAGUCCUACGAUUCGACCCCUCCUCCAUGCCCAAGGGCUGUAAAAUAAGAGACCACAUUGUGAGUGCGGCAGAUGGUGGAGACUGCGUCGAUCACAAUGUAAACUCAACCCAGACCAGAAUGCUGAAUGACCUGCUGCUACACAGAGAGGCUGUGUGUGUGCCCGAGAGCUCUGAGGACCCUUCUGCAGGCAGUGAACGCGUGUCAGGCUGUGAUAUAACACUUCAGCCAGGGGUGCUUACAGCUCACAAUGCCAGGGAAACCACAGCUUUUUCACUGCUAAAAAACUGGAGUCUGCAGCUGUGGCAGCAGUCUCUGCUGUCUGAAGAUGAGGAGUACACUACAGGGUCAGAGGUCACAGAGGAUGAGGUUGGGGAUGAAGAAGACACUUUAAAAAAACAAGCUGCAAAGAAGGCAAGAAAAUCUGGCAAACCAUUGAAAAGACAAGUGUCCUCACCAAAUGUCCAGCGGAAAGAGAAAGCUGUAGAGAAGGCGACUUCUCAAGACUCAACCCCAUUCAUCGUCAGCGUCCAGAAGAAUAAGUGGGAUAGCACUCGCUCCAUGAGGUACAAUCAGGACGCUCAGCGGGAGGAGGAUCAGAGGAGAAUGGAGGAGAUUAUAGCAAAUCUUACUAAAAUGCGCUUUGGUGACCAGGAGCAGAUGAAGUUCAAAGACACUAAAGAGCCUGCUGGGGGGAUCUAUUCUAGACUGGAGGCCCAGUUUAAGGCCUCUUCUCAGCCCAGUGGAAGACACAGCAGCUCAGAGAAAAGAGCAAAGACACGCUCGGGGCCAUCGAGACCGACUUAGAGGAAAGAUGGAGUUGAGUGAAGGAGUUUGUGAAAGGAGGAAUAAAGAGGUUGCUGCUGUUUGACGAGGCAGAAGAAACUAUCGCUCUCUUCGUCCAUCCUUUGCUCGACUCCUCACCCCCCUCUCUCCUGCCAGACACAACAGGAAUAACAUUAGAAUCUGUUACAAUCCUGUGAAAAGAAUAGAAUGCUGGUGGAGUCGGUGAUGUCAUAAUUGUAGCUAUAGAACCUUAACAAUGGACCUAAUAGAAACUUCAGUUGCACUGCAAACAAUGCAAGCUUUUGGCUGCUAUUGAAUUGGUUGCACCCACAAAAAAUUCUCUGUGUAUCCUCUUCCUGCAUCUGUACGUGUCACGCGAGUACUGUUGGACUAUAUUUUGCAUCUUUUGCUUUAUCUCAUCUCUUUCUGCCUCAGGAUGCAUUCCAGUCUCAGAGUAUUGUAAUGUCCAUGCCAAUGCUCCAUUCUAGCCAACUCAGUUGACCAGACGAAGCUCAUCUCCAUGGUAUUGACCCUGCACUUUAAGCCGUCUUAAUGCAAUGACUCAAACCUGUAUAAAACACCAAGAAGGCUCUAGGGUAGAGAGUGACGCUCACCAUUAAAGUCUAAUACCUGUGAGGACUACGACUAUGUUGCACUCCAGAGCAGUCAGAACUGUGCCAUGUGGACUUAUUUGAUGUGGACAGAUGGGGUAGAAUACAGAAUAAAUAGUCAUUUAAAAUAAGUCUGUCUCUCUCUAUUUUUAUUUUUAUUUACUGUUUUACUUGUACAACUUUAGAAUUACUUAAAUGUUACAACCUCAUUAAAAACUGAUUUUGCUGUUAUUAUAAAAUGGGUAAUUCCCUGAUCUUUAUUUCUGGGAAAUUUAUGUCUAUAAUUACACAUUCCUCUGUAACCCAAUUACUUCUCAACAAUUAUCAACUAUUUACAAAAAAAAAAAAAAAAGAAGGUAUUAGUGGUUUAUCUCAUGAUCAGUCAGUCAUAUUACUAAAGAGGAUUUCCAGCACAACUGUCACCAUUACAACAGGAAGAGGAAAUAGAAUGUUCUUCUGUAUGUGUGAAGGGAGGUGGGGGGACCUUUGAUGAGUUGGUCUGCUUUUUUUGGUGACAGUCAGUGUUGAGCUCGGUCAGGUUGGGUUACAGUACCGGGCCACCUGCCAGCCAAGAACACACAUGAUCAUGUGUUUACCAAAUCCAUCAAGCCCCCACCAUUCAAGACGACAGAUUUCUCUCUUGCGCUUUCCAAGAAUUCUCUCUCUGUUAUGCUGAAAAGUGUGUUCACAGUUCUGAGAAAGAAGACCAUGCAGUAAGACUACAUAUCACAACAGAGGACUGGAAUUAAAGGGAGAGUUUUCCCAUAAAUGAAAAUUCUCUCAUCAUUUACUCACCCUCAUGCCAUUCCAGAACACAAAUAAAGAUUUAUAGAAGAAUAUCUCAGCUCUGUUGGUCCUCACAAUGCAAAUGAAUGGUGACCAGAACUCAGAAGGUCAAAAAAGGACAUAAAGGCAGCAUAAAAGUAAUCCAUAAGACUCCAGUGGUUAAAUCCAUAUCUUCUGAAGUGAUAUGAUAGGUGUGUGUGAGAAACAGAUCAAUAUUUAAGUCAUUUUUACUCUAAACUUACACUUUCACAUUCAGCCAACUGCUGGUUGGGGCUGGUGAAAGGUGGAGAUUUAUAGUAAAAAGGGUCUAAAAAUAUUUAUCUUUAGUAAUCUCACCCACCCCACCCCCUUAGUCCCCCCAUAACUAUAACUCCAAGUUUUGUUUUGGGUUUUACUAGAAUCGCUAGAGGGAGCUCUUUGUAUCUAAACAUUGAGGCCAAAUUUCCUGUGCAGCUAGACCUCCAUCAUUGUUUGUGCUGUUGUUAUGAAGUUCACCUCUUUCAAGAAGGACAUUGUUAUUAAUAGAGACUUCUAUUCGUAAGACACCCCUGUAAAUAACCCAAGCUUGCACAAAUAGCUUGUAAUGCUUUGUUUUUCUUAUACAAUGCACAAAUUAAAUAUGCCAACCCAAAAUCAUAUAAACAAACAAUAAUUUACAAUCCCAAAAUAAUAACUGUGAUUUGAAUCAUUU
Messenger RNA from Myxocyprinus asiaticus (Chinese sucker), 5250 nucleotides. RefSeq names its product SANT and BTB domain regulator of CSR (gene sanbr). The transcript is spliced from 21 exons. The coding region runs from base 1084 to 3183 and encodes 699 amino acids. Lineage: Eukaryota; Metazoa; Chordata; Actinopteri; Cypriniformes; Catostomidae. The record is from RefSeq and is a predicted model, not a curated record.